Aspergillus brunneoviolaceus CBS 621.78 is the source of this 1377-nucleotide messenger RNA. RefSeq lists its product as uncharacterized. Gene Ontology annotation, biological process: L-valine biosynthetic process. Bases 1 to 1377 code for a protein of 458 amino acids. Gene Ontology annotation, molecular function: flavin adenine dinucleotide binding; thiamine pyrophosphate binding; acetolactate synthase activity. Gene Ontology annotation, cellular component: acetolactate synthase complex; mitochondrion. The record is from RefSeq and is a predicted model, not a curated record. Lineage: Eukaryota; Fungi; Ascomycota; Eurotiomycetes; Eurotiales; Aspergillaceae. The transcript is spliced from 9 exons.
AUGGAGGCGAUCGUCUACGGGAAGAAGUUCAAGAAAGAUCAAUUCCCUAAGAUUAUAACCUGCCCACACGAAAUGGUGGCUUUAUUGAUAGCCGAUAGAUUUACUCGACUAACCGGCAAGCCCCAAGCGGUCAUCGUGCAUGUUAAUGUUGGAACUCAAGCUCUGGGCUGUGUAGUUCACAAUACCUCUGCCGCCUACUGUCCGUAUAUGCAUUGGUUACAGGAUGCCAAAAAGCAACGCCAGAUUAUCCGCACAAGAAAGAAUAUCAAGCAGAUGAUAAGUCGGGCGAUGCAACCGGUAUAUCUGACGGCAGGGCGAGAAAAAGCCAUUUCACCCACCGCGCUGCUAGAGAACGGAGUGGAAAUGAUUGCCACUCUUCUGGUUCACGCUCAGCGUCCUUUAAUUAUUGUUGGACACUCGGGCAGAGAUCAUCAGGCAUUGCCUGCGCUGGUUGACCUCGUUGAUAUGAUGCCGGGGUUGCGCGUCUUAGACUGUCUGGGGAGUGAUGUAAGCUUCUCCUUCACCCAUCCGGCAUUCUUGGGGUUGGGAAUCGGAGCCCACAAAGCUAUUCCGACGGCCGACUUUAUUCUAGUCGUUCACGCAGCGGUCCCCUGGAUUCCUUACAUCAACGCUUCAAAGACCUACCGGACAGAUACAACUACCGCCUUCCGCCAACUGCAGUCGUACAUCGCGAGCAACAAGGGCUUUACCCCUAUUCUCGCAUCAGCCGAGUAUCUCAACCGUGGUGCAGCUACUAAGAACGCGUACCAUAAGCGGCUGGCCGCCCUCGCACUCGCAGCUACAGACCUUAAGAAUCUGCUAGCUCUAAUUAACAGCUACUAUCUCGGCCGCUGUCUGCAUACCCCGGGCCAUCUGGUCAACUGCAGCGCUGGCGGACUCGGCUGGUCGGGGGGCGCUACUCUAGGCGUUAAACUGGCGUCCGAUUACUUAAUAGAUGGGAAUAGCAAAGGUAAGUUUAUAUGCGAAAUUGUAGGGAAUAGAACGUAUAUAUUUGAUGCUCCGGAGACAGUCUACUGGAUUGCUCGACAGUACUAUCUGGCGACUCUCACCAUAGUUCUCAGUAACAACAAAUGGAACGUUUCUCGCAACUCACUAGAGCUGGUAUAUCCCGCCGGGUUAGAAUUACAGGUAAACAAUCUAAAUCUCAAUAUCUCGUUCAGUCCCACCCCGGAUUAUGCCGGCAUCGCCAAAGCCGCAGCAGGCCACCAUGCUUGGGCCGGGGUUGCGGGCAAUACAGAGCAGUUCGAACAGCUCUUGCCCCAGGCAGUAGAAAGCAUGAAGAAGGGCGUUCUAACAGUAUUAAAGAUCCGGUUAAGCAAGUCCUGGCAGGCUGCCGAGCUGGUUUCGCAGCUGUAG